UUGGUUCGCUCCGUUGCUGUGCGCCUCUGGAUCGAGAGUAGAGCAGUGCGAUUUAAGAGGAGCUGCGCGUGCGGUCGCUCUUCAGCUUUGAACAAUCUGACCUGAUGAAAAUGUUUAAUUAAAACCACGACCUGCUCUUUCAAUUAUGUGACAGUCGGCUGUUUCCACUGUACAACGCGUCUGGACCGCUUAGGGAAUCAGUAGAGGGACAUUUUCAAGCCUCAAAGAGCCCAGCUGAUUUAGAAACUCAGGGUUCGUGCGUCCUGCUACCUGCACAGUGCAUGACCGACCCCUCCAUAGAUUUAAAUGGCUUGCUGUCUGAAAGACGAGCUCUUGUGUUCCAUUUGUCUGAGCAUUUAUCAAGACCCAGUCAGUUUCGGCUGCGAGCACUACUUCUGCCGUAAGUGCAUCACUGAGCACUGGAGCAGACAGGAGCACCACGGGCCGCGAGACUGCCCGGAGUGCAGGAGGACCUUCACGGAUCCCCUUCUGUCCCCGAGCCUGAAGCUCUCCAACAUCGUGGAGAGGUAUGCUGCUUUCCCUCUGGACGCCAUCCUGAACGCCCAGAGGAACUCGUACCCAUGCAAGGACCAUGAAAAGGUCAAGCUCUUCUGCUUAAGUGACAAGAGCUUGGUGUGCUUCUUCUGCGAUGAGCCUGCCUUACACGAACAGCACCAAGUCACUACCGUUGACGAGGCCUAUGAGGAAAUACAGAGGGAGAUGAAGGAGCAGCUGGUGACUCUACAAGACAGUGAGAAGGGUCAUACGGAGGCUUUGCAGCUGCUGCAGAGACAGCUCACUGAAACCAAGUCAUCAGCGAAGAGCCUUCGUGCCACAAUCGGAGAUGCAUUCGAGCGACUGCACCGCUUCCUGCGGGAACGGCAGAAGAGCAUGCUUGAGGAGCUGGAGGCAGAUACGGCGCGCACGCUUUCUGAUAUCGAGCACAAGAUCCAGCGCUACAGCCAGCAGCUCCGCGACGUCAAGGAAGGGAUCCAGAUCCUUCAGGAGCGACUCAGUGAGACCAGCCGUCAUGAAUUCUUGGAAGGAAUAGCCCUGACGUCAGACAGGGAGCAAGUGAUUCGUGGAGGGUAUUGCUGGUGGAAGCUACCAAGAAUAAAGGGAAAGAUCCACGAAACCAACCUCACCUAUGAAGACUUCCCGACGUCCAAAUACAUGGGGCCACUACAAUAUACCAUCUGGAAGUCUCUUUUUCUGGAUAUAUCGCCAGUGCCUGCUGCUUUAACCAUGGACCCCAUCACUGCUCACCAGAGGCUCAUAUUGUCAGACGACUGCACCAUCGUUGCAUACGGGAACCUGCACCCGCAGCCCCUGCAGGAUUCGCCGCGCCGCUUUGACGUUGAGGUGUCAGUGCUGGGAGCCGAGGGCUUCUCCGCGGGCGUCCACUACUGGGAAGUGAUGGUGUCCGAGAAAACCCAGUGGAUGAUCGGCGUGGCCAACGAGACGGUCAACCGCAAGGGCAGCAUUCAAAUCCAACCCAGCCGAGGCUUCUACUGCAUCGUCAUGCACGACGGUAACCAAUACAGCGCUUGCACCGAGCCCUGGACGCGCCUCAACGUAAAGAGCAAACUCGAGAAAGUGGGCGUCUACUUGGACUACCCCAAAGGUUUGCUGGUUUUCUACAAUGCCGACAACAUGUCCUGGCUCUACACCUACCGAGAGAAGUUUCUAGCUAAACUUUAUCCGUACUUCAGCCCCGGUCAAAGUCACGCCAAUGGAAAAAACGUGCAGCCCUUGCGAAUUAACACCGUGCGUUUAUAGGAACCCAGACAGCAGAAAAGUUUUGGGGAUGAAAAAGAAGAAACUGAUUACUAGGCUGUAUAAUAACGUUUCUUUCAACUUACCUUAGGGCACUCGGUGGGUAGCCGACUUGUUACUGAAUGAAGCGAUCUGACAGAUGGAUUGUGACGGAAGGCUCUGUGGACACCUGGAGUUGGUAAAUAAAAUGGAGAGCCUUGCACUUUUCUGAGAGGUGCCUAUGGGCAUUUUGUACAUUUUAUUCUUGCUAGUCAUUUGUAAUCUUGCCGUGGCCGGCCUGCUUGCCCAAGAUUUCCCAGCUGCUUAUUAUACACAAUACCCCGACUUACAUCCCUUCAGCCCCUGCAGGGUCCAAAUGCUCCUUUCAUGGCUCAAGUCUGGGAAAAAGAGCUUAUCCGUUGUGCAGACAGAAAUAUGAAAUGUGUUGCCUGUUUUUUUUGUGCAAUAGGCUUUGGCGUGUUUGUGGAGUGCGUCAAGCGUCGUACUGCUACUCGACACUGAGGGUAGUGCUGUACGAACUUCUUGCUUUAUUUUUUCUCAAUAACUGCAUGAACGGAGAGUGGAAUAUUAUGUCCCUCAGGUCAUGCUUAUUCACGACGGUGACGGUGUUUGAUGCAGUAAUCAAGCUCCCAGACGCCCAGCGUGUUUCUGUACGCGUGAAUGAUUGUGUAUGUGUUUUUAUCACCUUCUAAUCGAGAUUCAGGACUCGAAUGCCGCUAACACAUCUGCUGCUACUAUAAAAAAGGGGUCAUGACUUUGCGCAUUUGUACAUAUCGCAGGAGAGCUUUGCUAUAUUGGUGAAAAAUGUGUCCCUGCACCUUCCUUUUCCCUUUUGCUUGAUAUCACUUUUAUUUAUUCAUCCUGUACUCACUUUCUAGAACAUUCCAGUGUUUGGGGUCCCGGGACAUCUCAUUAGGAUGGUCGAAGGGUCAUCUGUCUGCUUUAACGUGUCUAAUCAGGUGAUAAGAGGGUGAAAGACAUUUCCGUUUCCGAGAGAUUGCAUCUGUUGCUCUUUAGAAAAGUGUUGAAAUAACUGUAUUUUUCUAUAUAUAUAUAAAUUGAAAUUAUUUUCACGUAAAUAAG
This is a messenger RNA of Sinocyclocheilus rhinocerous, 2859 nucleotides long. Its product is annotated as E3 ubiquitin-protein ligase TRIM62-like. Gene Ontology annotation, molecular function: zinc ion binding; protein binding. The record is from RefSeq and is a predicted model, not a curated record. The transcript is spliced from 7 exons. Lineage: Eukaryota; Metazoa; Chordata; Actinopteri; Cypriniformes; Cyprinidae. The coding region runs from base 307 to 1779 and encodes 490 amino acids.